AUGACACUUAGCAUGAGUCCAGAUGUUGAUUACCGACGUGACUACGAUGCACUCGAGGAUGCACUGGCAGGGCGGGCUGUUGGUACCCGUCUCUGCAACGACUGCCAAGCUGCUAAGAUACUCGACCAAUUGAAGCCAUUUGAAUCUUCUGUCGAACCCCCUAAUCCCAACAAAGUUCUCUGGUUCGACUCGAUAGCGGACCUCGCUCUUAGGCGCACUUGUCCCUUCUGCCGAUUUUUGUGGAGGGUCAUUCGUGACGGAAAUAACAAUUGCUGCGCCAGUUGCUGUUCGAUCUUCCACGUACUCCAGCAUGGACAAUCGACGACCAGCGAUUUGAAACCAACCAAAGAAAAACUUCGGGUUUGGCUCUCACUGCAGCAGCAGUUGCAAUUGGACUGGAUAACAACACGAAUCAAUGGACAGAAUGUCAAUCGUCACAUCUCCUUUGGCGGAAUUCAAUUCGUCCACCCCAAAUAUGCAGAUCCCCAGAGAAUCAAAGCGUGGUUGGAAACGUGUCGGGAAUCACACCAAUCUUGUAACGAGCAGCAAUCGAUCUCGAGUCCUGGCUUGCAUGGGCUUUCACCGUCAUGCCUAAGAUUGAUCGAUGUUGAGUCCCGCCUACUUGUUCAAACGCUGCAUUGCGUACCCUUCGUCACUCUCUCCUACGUCUGGGGAGACGCGGCCUCGCGCACCUUUGAGGAAAAAGCCCUGGUAUCCGAGUCGUAUCAUCUGAGCGACUAUGUAUGUCCAAUGGAUACACAACCGAUUGCUCUUCUCGAAGGGAACCUCCCUCAAACAUUUGAAGACGCUAUCGGCUUCACGAAGCGUCUAGGGGAGCGAUACGUCUGGAUUGACGCUUUGUGCAUUCCUCAAGACGAACCCGACAUUAAGGCACAGCAAAUCUCACAGAUGGAUCAGAUCUACUCCAGCAGUGUCUGUACCAUAGUUUCGCUCGAGUCAGGCGUCGAGGGAGGAUUACCGGGGUCCAGCUACAAAUCCCCAAGAAAUGUCAACCAAUAUUUCGAACUGUUGCCUGGAGGCUUGAAAAUAAGUACCUCAUUAAUGCAACUCAGGGACAUCAUGCGAGAAUCUCCCUGGCAAACUCGAGCUUGGACGAUGCAGGAGCAUCUGCUUUCCAGAAGAACAUUGUUCUUUGGUAAGCAGCAGGUCUUUUUCGUUUGCGGCGAGAUGACGACGAAAGAAAGUUGGACCCAGCCCCAUACUGAGGCAUACGCUGUUGAACCUGAUUGGGAUCCUUAUGAUGAAUGGGCAGAAUAUGAUCUCCCGCUACCAACUGUGACCCGAAGACACAGUUUGAGGCACACAUACCAGAGUUGUGCCACCCUUUACUCCCAUCGCAACCUCACUUUCCCUAGCGACCGCUUCCGAGCAUUUGAGGGCUUGCAAGCUCGAUUGUCCAAACUAUACCAAGUCAAGUUUAUCCAUGCUAUGCCUAUUGGCGAUGCGGACUUCCUCAGAGCUUUGCUCUGGAGGCACUCCUCCAUAAAUCCUACUCUACUACGCGACUUCAACUCCCCUUCAUCCACUCUCCGUAAAUGGCCUCACUGGACCUGGCUCAGCCACCCUGGAGGAAUUGACUAUGAUCCAUUCAUCUUCUGGAGUCACCGCCAAAGCUAUAGGAAGGACCUCAAGCUUCCUGACCCCAAGGCAUGGUAUCAAGGACCAAAUGGGCAGUUCUACUCAUUGACGAGUACGCCGGCGUUGGACAGCGGCAAUCAAAGUUCCCCUUUAAACUCUAUUGCCGAUAUGGCGAACGUACGAGUGCUUAAAUUAUCCGGACUGGCCUUGGACAUUGAUAUUACGAGGUGGUCUCGGCGUCUAGGAAACGAUCUAUCAUCGGAGGUAUGGCGCAACCCUGAUUUCUCCACCGCUCGGGGCUCAAUCACCUUCCAUAUAGGAAUGAUGUUUGAUGAUCAGCGAGACGGUAAGCCUAACCUCCCAGAAGGGACUCGUUACAUUCGCCUUCUGCGCCUCAACCCGAGGGACCGACCAAAGAUGCCCUGGGUUUUAGUCCAGAAUAGGCAACAUCAGGUUCUUAAGCCAAAUGCAACUCUACAUGGUAGCAGCCAGCUUGCUUCCACUAGAAAUGAAAGCGAGCCAAGAGCAGAGACGGAAUUCUCGUCUGCUAUAGACUGGAUCAGCCGCAGCGAUGGCCCAGGCGAGAUGGAAGCGGACUCUGGUCUCCUUGUUGCGGGGAUCACUCCCGCUGAUAUUGUCACCAGAAGGCUUGGUAUAGCAUACGUUAGAAUGCUGGACUUCUUGGUUGCCGGUGCUGAAGUAAAGGAGGUACUUUUGGGAGACUAG
Molecule: messenger RNA, 2325 nt
Organism: Fusarium proliferatum ET1
Lineage: Eukaryota; Fungi; Ascomycota; Sordariomycetes; Hypocreales; Nectriaceae
Exons: 1
Coding region: 1-2325 (774 amino acids)
Source: RefSeq, a predicted model, not a curated record